Molecule: messenger RNA, 2711 nt
Organism: Aspergillus alliaceus
Lineage: Eukaryota; Fungi; Ascomycota; Eurotiomycetes; Eurotiales; Aspergillaceae
Product: DUF3405 domain-containing protein
Exons: 2
Coding region: 236-2647 (803 amino acids)
Source: RefSeq, a predicted model, not a curated record
CUUCGGGCUGGCAGUUCUCUUCCACUCCUUCUCCACAAUAGUUGCGACAGUCCCAACAUUGAACGACGCUGAUCGAUCUGCAAGUGUUGCAUAACUAUUUCUAGAUCUUAAUCUGCGAGACCAGCCGGGGAGCAUUCUCCUUUCCAUUCCGCAGAGACAUCCGAUGAUUCUUCCCACCGCAUUCUGACGUAUUCAACAUUCCCCGUUCGAUGUUCACUUCCUCAACCUUUCAACCAUGACGGGUCAGACAAGGAGGCAUCCCUCCGCAUACAACAGCCGAGACGCGGUAUUAGAUAUCGAGAAACAGCCUUUCCGGCACAAACAUAAGCGUCGCCGACAUAGUCAUAGUUCUUUCGAUUCAGAUAGUGGUGACGGCUCUGUUACCUCUUCUGCCGCUUCCUACCAAUCCAUGCUAGAUGCUGCGGUGACGCGCCGCACCCGGCCUGGGGCGGGCUUCUAUCGUGUACCCAAUCGGAUCAUGCGACGCCUUUGCCUUGGAUUGCUUGUUGUACUAGUAAUUUUCAUUAUCACACUCUUUCGAUUCACAAUUAGAUCCUCUGUUACGCAGGUCCCUCUUGAAAUACCAAAAACCGCGCCGAAACCGCCUCAAUGGGAGAGCUUUCCUUUUCUGAACCGGUAUCAUGGCGGGCUGCGGUCCUUGGUGUCGCGUAAAGGCCAGGUCCCUGAAUACCCGGGGGACCACCCAGAUGUGAUAGCCUUGAGAGGUGAUCGUGAAGUGAAUGCAACGGCUCUCCAAGCUCGGGGUGAGGAGGAUUUACCAAUCUCUAGCUCGGUUUUCGAUCCUUACCCUAAAUACACCUCAUCGGAAUAUGUUGCGAGAUAUGGCGAGAAACGCGAAUGUUUCUUAGAUGAUAAAGGUACAUUGCGGGUUCCUUUAGUGCAUCAUUAUCCCGGUGUACCCCGUGGGUUCCCGGAAGCGGUUAUGGGCUCAAACGAAGAGAUAGGCAUCCGAGACGACGUUUGCUUUGAUCGCUUUGGUCGUUUGGGUCCGUACGGACUGGGCUAUAGUGUAAGGAAAGGUGGCAUCGGUGCUGGCUUGGAGGGUCAUCGAGAGGGUGCGGAACGUGUCUGGGAUGAAUUUCCACCGGUGGACUUUCGUAAGGUCGAUUGGGCUGCCGCUCAGAAUCGUUGCCUGGCAACGAAUAGCCAUCGCUUUAGGGACCUCCCGCAACCCCGUUCUAAUCGUUUCUUGUCAAUGCCAAUAGGGGCUCGGGAUUCGAAGAAUAUGCCUUUUGAGACUGCUCAAAAUCAACAGGAGCAGCCUCAAGCUGGAACGGAGUAUCUCCCCCGAACAGCGGUUAUUAUACGCACUUGGCACGACUUCCGUUAUUCCGCCGAGGAUAUCCUGUAUUUGCGUUCGCUGAUUUCCGAGCUCUCCCUGCUCUCCGGUGGCGAGUAUACCAUCCACUUUUUGGUCCAUGUCAAGGAUGAGAAUUUGCAAAUCUGGUCUGAUGACGAGACAUAUGACCGAGUGCUGAAGGAUGCACUGCCAGCAGAGUUCCGCAACCUGGGUACCCUUUGGUCGGAGCGACAGAUGGCCUUGAUGUAUCCCGGACUAGAAGAAACAUGGACCCGUGGAUUGCCCAUUCAUGGUGUGUACCGCAGCACCCACAUGCCCUUGCAGUAUUUUGCGCACCAGCAUCCCGAAUAUGAUUACUAUUGGAACUGGGAGAUGGAUGCGCGAUACACCGGUCAUUGGUACCAUUUUUUCGAUAAGGUUGUCAGCUGGGCACGGGCCCAGCCGCGGAAGGAACUAUGGGAGAGAAAUUCUCGCUUUUAUGUCCCCUCUGUUCAUGGAACAUGGGAGGAUUUCAAACAUAUGGUUCGGGUGCAGACGGAGAUUGGCACCAAUAGCCCUAACAACUUAUGGAGCGCGAGGCCCGGACAAGACCAAUCCCCAGGGUAUAGAAGUGGCCUCCGUCAGCAAGGAGACAAAUCUAUAUGGGGCCCCGAGCGGCCCAAUGAGCGGGAUAUCUUUGAGGUUGAAGGAGAAGGUAUUCCCCCAACCACAAUGGAAAAAGACCGGUAUGACUGGGGUGUGGGUGAGGAGGCAGAUUUGAUAGUCUUCAACCCUCUUUACGACCCAGAAGGAACAACUUGGCUCCUCCGAGAUGAUGUGACAGGAUACAACAGGGAAAAUGGUAUGCCUCCACGCCGUGCAGCUAUUAUCACUGCGUCCAGAUUCUCGCGGAAACUACUGCACACCAUGCACCAGGAGAUGGUCCACAAACGCCACAGUAUGUUUUCCGAGAUGUGGCCUGCCACCACCGCAUUGCAUCACGGCUUCAAGGCUGUUUAUGUGCCUCAUUCGGUCUACAUCGACCGUAGAUGGCCCACCAAAUACCUCGAAUCCGUAUUUAACGCAGGCCGCAACGGUGCUUCAGGCGGUGCCAGAACAUCCAUUUUUGGAGACCGUGAGCACAACUUUAAGGGCACCACGUGGUUCUACUCUGCAGGGUUCUCACCGAACCUCUGGAGACGGUGGUUAGGCUACAAAGUCGACAAUGAUGGCGGCGAAUUAGCUGAGCUAGCCGGUGAGGGAAGAAUGUGUCUUCCUCCAAUGCUUCUCCAUCCUGUCAAGGAUGUGGAAAUGAUCAUCGACGACGGCGCCAAGGAAGGCGAAUAGUGCUCCGUAUAUACUUGUUCUUGUCUCCAUUAAUGAUUGAAGAUUUUAUAUGGCUUGUUUCAAC